AUGUCUCUUUCUCUCUCUAUGUCUCUUUUUCCUCUUUGUUAUCUCUUUUUAUCUCCCUCUCUAUCAAUCUUUCUUUCUGUCUUUCUCUUUGGUUCUCUCUCUCUCUCUCUCUUUCUGUCUAAGUUUUUUGUUUUCUCUUCUUUUUAUCUCUCACUUCCCCCCUCUCUCUCUCUUUUUCAUUGUUCUUUUUUCUUUCUCUCUACUCUCUUUCUCGCUCUCUCGCUCUCUCCCUCUCUGCUCUCUUUCUCUCUGUGUUCUCUUUCUUUCUUUUUAUCUCUCUACGUCACCUUCUCUCUCUCUCUCACUCUUUCUGUCUCUCUACGUCUCUUUCUCUCUACAUAUAUUUCUUUCUUUCUUUCUUUCUUUCUUUCUUUCUUUCUUUCUUUCUUUCUUUCUAUAUAUCGCUCUGACGAUCCUUCAUUCUCUGUCUCUCCCUAUGUUACUUUCACUCGCUCUUUCUCUCUCUCUCUUUCUAUCCUUAUUAAAAGAGGUGCCAGAGGUGCGAAAAAAUUGGUGAUCCACCUGUAUGUUGAUUUGGCCUUUCUCUAUUUCUCUCUGUUUUCCUCUGCAUUUCUGAGUCCUUCAAUAUUUUUUUUCUCAUUCUUCAUUUCUCUCUUAAUUCCUAUCUUUAUGCGUAACCCCUUCUUCUUUCUGUUUCCCGGGCUUUCAAUUGUUAUUUUUCUUCUUUUUUCUUUUUCCGGCUUCGAAACUUAUACUUUUCUUUCUUUCUUUCUUUCUUUCUUUCUUUCUUUCUUUCUUUCUUUCUUUCUUUUCUUUCUUUCUUUCUUUCGUUUAUACCUAAAUUGA
Acanthosepion pharaonis is the source of this 807-nucleotide messenger RNA. The record is from the annotation of a GenBank genome assembly. Lineage: Eukaryota; Metazoa; Mollusca; Cephalopoda; Sepiida; Sepiidae.